UAACCUUUCUUGCCUCCAGCUUAAAGCAAGAGGAAAGAAUUGCAAAAAUGCUGAAAGCUUUUUAUUUCUUAUUUCUGGUUUUAAUAACACAGCAAGCUGUGAAUGCUAUUGAUUUUGAUGGGAGAGUGAUUUCUUGUAAAACUGCAAGAAGAUUCAACAGACAUAUUAGCUGCUUGCCUGAUGGUAGCUAUAACAUUACACAGUGCAGGAAUAACUACUGCUCUUGUGUGAAUGGCACCACUCGUGUACCAAUCUCUGGCUCUCUUUCUUUCCGGGUCGGCUCCAAGCCAAGCAAUUACUGCAAAAAAUUGAUAGCAUGUGGCCCAUGGAAUUGCAAGUUGUUUUGUCUGAGAGGGUACACUACUGAUGAUCAAGGCUGCAGACAGUGCUCCUGCAAACAAGUCAGGUGUGACUAUACCAGUAUUAAAACUGCCAUCAAGAGAUGCGGAGUUGGUUGUGUUACCUAUAAUGGUAUUUGCAUCUCGUGCAUACAAGGAUGUAAUUCAACAAACAUUACUAUACCAACGAGUUGUGGGAGUGAUGAAGAAUAUGUGAGGUAUGGAUUUGGUAGGGGAGCCUGCAGGCCAAAACUGAGGAGGAAUGAUACUUGUGUGAGAGAUGAUGACAAUGAUGAUGAUGAUGAUUAUGAUGAUGAUCAUGAACAAGAUGAUGAUCGUGAUGAUGAUCAUGAUAAUGAUCAUGAUGGUAGUAAUCAAGACGGUGAUGAAGACGAUUAUGUUUCCGAUGACAUACCUCCUGUUGAGUUAGAGCUGGCAAGCUCAACCGAAGAAGACAUGAUGGAAAAGGAUGAAGAUGACAAAAUCAGUCGCAUAUUCACUGGAUCAUCAUCACGCAGGGCAUCAAGAAAGAUUAACAGAUACAUCAAUCGGUGCCGUAAUGGAUACUAUUGUAGGAAAAUAAGGGAUGGUAGUAGAGGAAGAUGCUAUCAACAGAAUACAAAUGGCAUUUGCUACAAGAAUAGCAAUACACCAGAGGAAUGUGACAGUAAUGGAUACUACAAACCACGCUACUGUAGAGUAGUGACUGUUAAUAACAGGAGAAGGAUUAUAUGUGUGUGUGUCAUUCCUAGCAAUGGAACUAGACUGAAUGAUACUCGCACCACUUUUGAAGACACUGGGAAUGAGGAGGAGAAUGAAAAUAGGAAACCAAGAUGCAGGGAAAGAGUGUAUGGUACUUGUAGAGUUACAAGAGGUGGAAGAAGGUUUUUGGUAAAACAUGGAGAGCAUGACACGAAUCCUUGCAUGUGCAGAACAUGUGUCUGCUACUUUGGUACACUGUACUGCAGGACAAGAAGAAACUGCAGAAGAUGUGACUUAACUAAGACAUGCACACUGCCUAAUAAUACUGUCAUAAGGCAUGGACAAUCAGCUAGGGUAGACUGUAACAGGUGUUCAUGUAGAUAUGGUAAUCUUUAUUGCACUGAUAGAGAUUGCAAUACAACAGUUACUACUGAAACCAAUUGCACUAGAUGUAGAUCAGAAGGGGUCAGUAGAGUCUGUGGUCCAAAUGGAAAGACAUACAUCAACAGCUGCACUGCCAUAUAUUGUGCUGGGAUAGCUUCUGUUGAUCUCAUUGAUGGACCGUGUCCAAGGACAAAUCCUUGCAUCAGAUUUCCAUGUGAUUCUGGUCAGGUUUGUUUAAAAAGAGGAGGAGUGUCUUGUCUGAGCCGUGACACUGGCUGUAGACCAGACACACUAAGGCACUGCAUUAGUGUGGAAGAUUUAUCCUGUACUAAUGAAACAGCAACAAGGACAAGUACUGAUGAUGAUGAUGAUGAUGACUCAGAUACUGAUGGAGAUGGUAUUGGUAAUGGUGAUGUUGAUCCUGAUGAUACUUCAAUAUGUGGGACUGAUGGAAACACAUAUGCAUCAAUAUGUCACAUGCUACAGAGCACUGUUAAUGUGACCAUACUUUAUGCUGGACACUGUAAUGCUUCAAGAUGUAAAGGAGGACAAGUUUGUGGUACUGAUGGAGUGACGUAUGAGAAUAUUUGUGAAUUGCGUACCCAAUCAAAUAAUGCAAGGUUUGAUUAUAGAGGGGCCUGUGUUGAUGACAGUGAUGAAACAGCUGGUCAAAUGUGUCAGCGUGUCAUUUCAAGUGGACGCUGUCGUUUUAAUACCAGUAACUGUCCUUGCCUAGUCCGUCCUACAGUUGGAUGCUGUCCGUUGUGUGGUGGAGCUAUACUAGCACUACUGGAUAGAGAAGGUAUCAGUAAUGCAAGUUUAUUAGACCCAGACCUUGAGACACUGGAUGGCUAUGUCAGACAAAUUGUGUCGGAUGAAUUGUUUCUAAAUGUAACAGCUGGACGUUGCUCAGUAGAAUCAAGUUUAACUACUGCUGGUAACAUUGAGCUUGCAAUAAGUUCAUUGAGCAAUAGAUCUAAUGAUAGAUGCUAUUGCCAUCAUGUUGCAACUAAUAUAACCAUAGCCAUCAAUCGCUCAGUUGAAGAGCAAUCCAGGAAACGUAGACAGGCCACUACAAACACAGAUACUUCUCUCUCGCCAUCUUACCAGUAUAUCCUGGGGGCCAGUGAAGCUCAACUUGAAACUAGUACUGGAGGUCCUGGUACUGAAAGUACUGGUACUACAGCAACUCCAACUUCAAGUGGUGUCACUGCUACAUUUGCUUUCAUGACAGUUCUUCUGUUAACAGUCCUGGCCAUUGUUAUAUAGUGGGCUGCAUGGUUGCGCGGAAAACUUUGAUUAUUUUUAUUUGCUUUGAUUAUUCAGUUUUAUUUGCUUUGAUUACUCAUUUUUAUUUGCUUUAAUGAGUAGUGUGUUCAAUCAUAGAUAUUAGAGACUACGUAUACGGGAUUGGAAACAUGGCGGAAGACAAGGACUGUAUCGGCCCGAUUAUACACAAUGUAAUGGAUCACGUGAUUCCGUUGCCUAUCCCGGUUACGUAGUCUCUAAUAUCUAUGGUUGUUCUGUAGUUCCUUUUUAUUAACAUUUCUUACCUAAUUAAGAGUUAUUAAGUUGUCAUUAA
Amphimedon queenslandica is the source of this 3006-nucleotide messenger RNA. RefSeq lists its product as uncharacterized. The transcript has 15 exons. Gene Ontology annotation, biological process: extracellular matrix organization. The coding region runs from base 48 to 2693 and encodes 881 amino acids. Gene Ontology annotation, cellular component: plasma membrane. Gene Ontology annotation, molecular function: protein binding; metalloendopeptidase inhibitor activity. The record is from RefSeq and is a predicted model, not a curated record. Lineage: Eukaryota; Metazoa; Porifera; Demospongiae; Haplosclerida; Niphatidae.